AUGGCCUCCAAGUCCCAUCCUCGUGCCUGCAUUCCAGCCAAUGGCUGCGCCGCGGUCCCCUCCAGCGGGCGGGAGGGCGGGCGCCGAGGGGGGCUCGGCCACGGCUGCGCUCCCAUUGGCGGAGGCGGCACCACCCUGACAAAGCCCCACUGUCCUCACCGCCGCGCCGCCGUGGCGGUCGGCCGGCCCGAGCCCGGGCCCACCACCAGCCCCGAAUCCCCUCGCCGACUCCCGAGUCAACACCCGGCCAGAUCCUCUUCCUCCUCCCCUCCGGCAGGCCAGCCUGGCUCGGGUUCCAGCGGCUGGACUCGCGGCCUGACCGCUGUCCAGCAUCCCUUCCCGAGCGCAGCCUGCGGAGAGGAGGCAUUUCCCCGCGUUCCCCGCCCCGGGAACACAGCGUCGCCGAGAACGCGCGGGGAGGAGGAGGAGGCUGCGGGACGGGAUCCGGGAGACUGGUUGGGAAGGUGCGAACGGAGGAGCGGGGAGGAGAGAAAACCAACCACCGGGGCCGAGCCAGCUCAGCCUAAAAUGAUCCACCUUUCGGCUCCUGCUCCGCCGCAGCCCCAGGGCUGGCCUGCGGGACCCGAUGCCCCUUCCCCACCCAAAUCCCGGAAACCGGGCUCCGUGGCGGCCCAGAGCCCAACCAAACUGAGGCCAGGGCGUUGGCACAUCCCACCCGAGCUCAGAGAAGCUGACCCUCCGCUUACCCCACUCCGGAUGGGCAGGGGGCUCCGCGGCGGAGGGUGGCGGGGGGACUCGGCUGCGUCUGGCACCCGGAUGCACCCACACUCUUCGGUGUGCGCGCUCGAGCAGCGCCGGGCGGGGCCCGACGGCCGGCGGCGUGGAGGCGGAGUGAGCUCCCGGGCCGCCCCCUUCUGCCUUCGGGCCCCCAGCCUGGCGCUGGGCCCGCCGAGGGCUCCCCCAAAACGCUCCCCCGAGGUUAACCUACGCAGGACCACGUGUCUGCGUCCAAGCCGGGAGCGGAUUUCUGCCACCUCUCUCCUAGACCAGGAUUCUAGAUUCUCCUAG
Dipodomys ordii (Ord's kangaroo rat) is the source of this 1029-nucleotide messenger RNA. RefSeq lists its product as uncharacterized. The transcript has 5 exons. Lineage: Eukaryota; Metazoa; Chordata; Mammalia; Rodentia; Heteromyidae. The record is from RefSeq and is a predicted model, not a curated record. Bases 1 to 1029 code for a protein of 342 amino acids.